AUGACGAUUUGCGCUAUAAAAGUGUGCAGGAAUUACAAAGGACGAUUGAAAACAACCAAAAAAGUUACCUAUCAUCGAAUAUCUAAAGAUCCCAUUUUAAGAAGUAGGUGGAUAGAAAUUAUAAGAAAAAGCCGCAGAGAGCAUCUCUGGCAACCACCUAAAACAGCAGUUAUUUGCUCUGAUCAUUUCCGUGCCAAAGACCUGUAUUUUGCCAACAACCAAAGUCGUCAAAGGUUAAAAAAGGAAGCUAUUCCGUGCAAGAAAAUUUUGGUAUCCAAUGAAGAGGGAUCUUUACGUGCUACAAAAAAUAAGCAAUAUGCUUAUUCUUGUUGUAUGGAAACUUCUGACACCAACGUUAGCAAUUUUACAGGCAUAGAAUCUGCCAGUAUUAGUAAUCAUAUACCUGGGCAAGCAACUGGUAGUAAAAUCGGAGAUGGACGGAAAAAAGAAGAUGAAAGUGAUAUCAUUGAUGAUUUUUCUGAUCUUGAAUCUAUUUUCGUUACUCCAAAAAAAAAAUUAAAUUGCUUCGAGAAUUACGAAGAAGAAUACGGCUACAAAAAAAAACUCUAA
This is a messenger RNA of Parnassius apollo (apollo), 570 nucleotides long. Lineage: Eukaryota; Metazoa; Arthropoda; Insecta; Lepidoptera; Papilionidae. The record is from the annotation of a GenBank genome assembly.